This is a messenger RNA of Chelonia mydas (Green sea turtle), 8617 nucleotides long. It is a transcript of the gene OTUD3, whose product is annotated as OTU deubiquitinase 3. Gene Ontology annotation, molecular function: cysteine-type deubiquitinase activity. Gene Ontology annotation, biological process: protein deubiquitination. NCBI's taxonomy places the organism in Eukaryota, Metazoa, Chordata, Testudines, Cheloniidae. The record is from RefSeq and is a predicted model, not a curated record. Bases 1 to 1194 code for a protein of 397 amino acids. The transcript is spliced from 8 exons.
AUGUCCCGCAGGCAGGCGGCCAAGGCGCGGCCCGGCGGCGGGGGCAAGAAGGCGGAGAUGGAGCGGAAGCGGGACGAGCGGGCGGCCCGCCGGGCGCUGGCCAAGGAGCGCAGGAACCGGGCCCCCCCGGAGGGCGGCGGCGCCGCGGCCCAGGAGUUCGUUAGCUUCGGCAACCAGCUGCAGGCGCUGGGCCUCAAGCUGCGCGAGGUGCCGGGCGACGGCAACUGUUUGUUCCGGGCCCUUGGUGACCAGCUGGAGGGGCACUCCAGAAACCACCUCAAAUACCGCCAGGAAACAGUGGAUUACAUGAUAAAGCAGAGGGAGGAUUUUGAACCUUUUGUGGAGGAUGAUGUUCCCUUUGAGAGACAUGUUACCAAUUUGGCGAAGCCUGGUACAUUUGCUGGCAAUGAUGCUAUUGUGGCAUUUGCAAGGAACAAUCAAAUGAAUGUGGUUAUUCAUCAGCUCAAUGCCCCUCUGUGGCAGAUUCGAGGCACGGAUAAAAGCAACGCAAGGGAACUGCACAUCGCCUAUCGGUAUGGAGAGCACUAUGAUAGCGUGCGGAGAAUAAAUGACAACUCUGAAGCCCCCGCACAUCUUCAAACAGAGAUGCUGUGUAAAAAUGAAUCUAAUAAGAGGGAGAAAAUCAGGCCACAGAAGGCCGAAUCUGAAGAGGAGUUAGAGGAUGAAGUGGAAGAUGCUGUACAAAAAGUCUGUAAUGCAACUGGGUGUUCGGAUGUUGAUUUAAUCAUCCAAAUUCUGGAAGUGAAGAACUACGAUAUUGACUCUGCAAUAUUUGGCAUUCUCCAAGUGAAUGAAGUGAAAAGAAUCUAUUCUGAAGAGGAAUGCGAGACCCAGGCCAAAGGUCAGAAGUCACAGAGCUCAGCCUUGUGGAAGGAGAAUGGAAGUGGCACCAGAAUAUUUGGAAAUCAGGGGUUGCAUCAGGAUGGAACAAAAAACAACGAGACACAGGCUAGUCCAGAUGAAGAGAAUCAAACCAACAAAAAACAUUUCCCAAAGGUAUCCAAUAAACAAAGGAAGGAGCAGCAGCGGCUAGAGAAGAAGAAGCGGCAGGAAGAAAGGCACCGGCAGAAAGUCCUGGCCAACAGGAGUAACAAUGCAGACAACAACAGGAGUGAGACGGACUCGGAUACGCAAGUCACCCUGGUGAAGACCCUUGCAGCUCUGAACAUAUGACUGAUAGUACUGUGGGUUCUUUGAUGGAAUACGUGAAUGGCAAAUAAGACUGAUCAGGAAGGGCACUGAGCUUUCAGACAAAGCCAUCUUCAAAGCAGAUUCCCCAGCACCCCUCUAUUUUUAAACAUUGUUUCCGUGGGGUUCUCUUAGCAUAUGCUGCGUUGUCUUUGGUUCUCCAGCUGUGGGAAGAACAACUCUUCAGUAACACUAAAGAGCAUCAGCCAGGCUUGUGAGAGAUGGGCAAUCAAGGUUAAGCAAAGUGAAAAUGUCGACACUUGUUUUUACUAUUCCUGAAACGGAGUCUAUUCAACCUUGAUCCAUCACCCAACACACCUUGUGUGAAUUUUGCUUGGAGAUCUCACAAUAUUACUUAAGUUAACUCUGACUACAUUUUACAAAGCUCAAGCAUGGAAGAGCUGUUAUUUUAAAUUACUGCGCAGGAACAUUUUAACUGCUCCCAACUCAGGAACUUUUCUUUCUCUAUUUAAAUUAAAAUAGAUUAGGACAAAAUUCCCAAAUCCCUUUCAAAGCUAAUCAGCCAAAUGCUAUACCAGACAUGUUAGAUUUCUUUCCCUCCCCACUCGUAACUCGAUAGCAAAUUAUAGUCCAGAUAGAGCUGCUCGUGCUUUUGUUGCACUAAGCCAGAUGCUAAAUGCUGCUAACUAUUAGAGGAGAUGGGAAAAUGCAGGGAGAUGGGGAUGGUUGGGUCUAUGCUUGUGUGUUUUGCACAGGGAGGGUGAACUCUUAAGUCUGGAGAUGCUCUGAUCUGCUGGCAACUGAGUUCCCCUUCUGACAAUGCUGCUCCAAUAAUAGCAGGGGGAUGCCAAUGUAUUCCCUAUGUUGCCGAGUGGAUUCACCCAAUCUGGUGAGGUUUAAGAAAAUCUUUUACCAUAAGCAGGUGUAAGAUUGCUAUUGUAUAGUAACAAAGAUGUGCUGGUGUUUGGACCAUCCUCGAUCUUGCUCCUGAGCAUUCAGCGCUAGAGUCCAAAAUAGGGCCAAACUCCAUAGUUCUUAAUUUGAUGGGUUGGAGCACUGGACAUCACUUAAGUGUUUGGACCUGCAUCAAGAGUUAAGUUUAAAAAGUGAAGGAUUGGGAGGGGGCGGGAAAAGCCCCUUACUCAGAAUAAAGUCUAAGCAGAAUGUUUGACUGAGAUGAGCUUUGAAAAGUGAUCCUAGGUGUCUUAAUCAUCCUACAUGGGUACAGAACAUGUAUAGAUGUGAAACAUACACGUGUCCUUUUAGCUUAAUUGCCAAAUCUCUUACGUGGUUCUCGGUUUCCUCUUACUGUAUAUUAGUAACAUUUGAAGCACUAGAAGAAAUGGUGCUCUGUUUGGUAUGCCAGCAAUAUUAAAGGUUGCAGUAGAAAAGUAAAACUGAACUCUGACCUUAGAGUUUAAAAAGCCGCUUGGUGGUAGUGAAUAUAAUGAAAAGUAGCCCUUCUGCUUAGAGAGAUAUGACGCUGCAUCUAACCGGUCAGGAGAUACGUUACUGGCAGAUCAGUCCAAGUUUUGAAGUCAUUGUUCCAACUAGGCUACAGACUCCAGAAGUGAUUACGAACACCUAGCAACUUUGUACUUUGCUGCUCUGAUUGCUAGUGAGGUGGGGGCCCGGGGGGAGGGGGGGGGGAGCUAAAGAGUGAAUCUAACAAAGGGCACGUCACUUAACCAGCAGCAAAUAAAACGUAUUUACAGCAGUGGGGAAAAUGCUUUAGCAAGGUUGUAUCUACAGGUCACUAAGAGGUUGCCUCCUUGCUUAGCCCCACUAUGUUUUGAUAUAGGGAGGAGAGCCUGCUUCUGUAAGUGACUAGACAAAUGUCUGAGCUGAAGUGACGAUGCUGGUUUGUCAGCUGUAUAACUAGGAUUUGGAUUCUUGACAUUCUUUGUGAAUCAUGUAGCUUUUUCUUGAGUCAGAGCUGAUUAGAGGAUUGUUUGUCCAUCCGAUUCUGGAUGAGGAGUAGGGAGGAAGUUGUUUGGAAAGAAAAUAUAGCUUCUACCAUAAGCACAGAAGCUUCCUCCAUCAUUGACCCUGCAAUUCCAACCUUGUUCUUGAAGAGAUUCACUGGGCUGGCUUUUUCAUGCAGUGCUACCAGAUCUUUAGUGGGAGAGGAAGAGUGAUCAUACAUUCAGAUACUUAACUAUGGUACCUGAAACGGAAUAUGCAAUAGAAAAUGCUUUCAUUUGUAAGUGUAAAUGAAUUAAACAAGCUCUUAUUGCACUGGGCUGAUUGUCUUGUUAAAGCACUCAACUUCACUCCAGCAAGCUGUGCCAAGAAAUCCAGCCUGUAGUAGUUGAGGGUCCCAAACUCUCCUGCCCUCUGUGGUACAGACUCUCUGGUCUGGCUGAUGGAAAUUCUCCACCCUUUAAAAUCUAGAAUAUCUCUGACAGAGGGAGUUCUCUGUACUUUGUUCCUCCAGGAACUUCCUUUUGUGCCUGUUGGCUAAACAAGAUUUGGCAGUUGUCCUCUAGGUGGCAGGUUGUGAAUAGCCUUUACAGGGAGAAGAUCAUCAGGAAAAUGAGCAGAGAAUGAGUCUGAUUCAUUCCCUUACAGCUUUUAUUGUCAGGCUCCUUGGUAUGGAGCUAACUGAGCUACAUGGCAUUGGGUGUCUUUGCAGUGGGGUGAUGAGCUCAGCGAUUUUUUCCCUUGCCAUUUUACAUUAGGGUCAGUUCCCACCCAUGUAGCAGACACCAUCUCCAUCCCAAGAAACCUGCUGCUUGAGAAUCCUCUGGUUUUAUCAAGGUGGCUACUUAGUACAAAACUCAUUGGGCUUAAUGCUAGAAGGGGACUUAAAUAGCUCAGGAUAGGCAGUGGUAUAUGGAGACUUCAAACUCUAGAUCUCUCUGGAUGCAGAUACAGCUUUACCAAUGGUAGUUUAGUGGCCUAGGUGAAAUGAAUACGUUUGAGUCCUGCUAGAAAGGUACUAUCAUCAUGGGCACUUUGAGGCCUGAGACCGAAUGAAUAUUGAUUCCUUUGAAGUCUGAGAGGUGCUCCUUCAAGAGAAGUUUAGCAAACAUUGUCAGAAGCUUUUACUGCUACUGCUCCUUGUGAUAUACCUAUUUGGAUAGAGGGUUAGCUCAGCAGGUGGAAACUUGCAUAACUCCACUGACUUUAAUGGAGUUAAAUUGGUAAUGUAAACCAAGCCUAUGUCUGUAUAACUGUUGCUAGGUUAUACUGACCUAACCCCCACUGUAGACCAUGCUAUGGGCUUCUCCCAUCAACAUAGCUACUGCCUCUUGGGGAGGUGGAGUACCUAUGCCAAUGGGGAAACUCUCCUAUCUUCUUUAUGCACUACGGCACUAAGUGUAGACAAGCAAUUAUUGCCAACCUAUGCAGGCUGAGCAUGUGGUCAAUUGUCCUUUAAUGCUACCAGUCCAAUACCUUCCUCCAGUAAACGUAAAGAGAAAAUACCCCCAUAGCAGUUAAACGGCAUUGAAAGUAAAACACUUGGCUGGAGGUUGCACAUUGUAACAAAAGCAGGCUUGGGUUUGAGUAAGUGGCAGGGAGGCUUCCCCUAUCUUUAACUGUGCACUAAUUCUAGUUCCUUUUUGAUGAUACCUUAACCCUCCCUGGAGGGCAUUCAAACCAUCUGUUGACUUACCAAUGGUCUUACCUCAUCUGCAGUGCCUGACUAUUAGAAAAGUCACAUGACCUGUAGCAUUUGCAUCCAUAGUAAUUCUCCAGAUGUCCCUAAUUUCCCUUGGAUUCUGUUGAAACUGAGUAGGGAUCUUCUCUUCUCUCCCUUCCUACUUCAGAGCGCUCUGUGGGGCUCCUGCCCCGUCAAACCAAAUGUCUGUCUCUUAAUUUAAUACUUGGUGCAAUAGAAGCUGCAAAGACGUGCCAUGAACUAGGAGAAUGGAUUUUUGUAUAUUGCUCGUACAGAUUAAAGGCAAAAUUUUCAGAUUACUAAAAACUGGCUUACUUCAUUUUGUUGAGUAAGAAUGUACUAGCCAACACACCCAAGCAAUCUGGUUCUUAUCUGGUCCCCAUUACUGUAGUGUGGGAGUGUUUCAGUGUUCAAUGUAUUUAUCCUCAACACCCAGUGUGGUAGGGCAAUGGUAUCUCCAUUUUAUAGAGGAGGAACAGCGGCCCAGACGUGCUAAGUGACCAGCCCAAUGUGAGGCAAGCAUGAACUGUGCAGCAUCAACUCUAUUCAGAGCUGGUUAGCUCCAUUUUGCCACCCCUUUACACAAUGGUAUUGUGCUGUGAAGAGGGCCAAAUUAACAACCCUUCAGCAGAAAAGCUAAAGCAGGGCACUGAUUGCGUACACUUUCCCAUAGUGACUUAGUUCUAGGGUUACCACCUUUUGUGGCUUAAACUACCCACUAAAAUCUAGGUGGCUUGAAAAUUCUAAGCAUUUCUAGGUGCUAACCUUAAACCAAGUUACUCUUACACUGUAGAUCCAGGAAAUUAUCUGUGGUAAACAUCCAAGAUCUUCCUACAUCUGCACCAGACCUGCUCAAAGACUACCACUAACGAUCAUGGUUUACAAGCCAAUCCAUGAGUUACGUUACUUCAUUCAGUGAAGACACCACUAACCCAUUACCAGUGAUUGUAGGCAGGCCUGCCUUAAGACAGCUAGCUGAAGCUCAAAAUGACUCUUCCCUGAUGUUAAUAAUUUUGAAGGUGCAUAAGAAGCAGGGAAGUGCACCAGGCAAGACCCAGCUCCUCUGAGCAGUAGUGAGAUUGAUGGACCCUGAGUUAUCCCCAAUUUCCAAGAUGAUGUGUAUGGGGAAGUGAUUUAUGCCCUGUAGAUGAAUCCCAGCUGGUAAAAGCAUUGUCACCUUGAAAUCUGGGCAGUUUCAAAGGAGUUUAAUGGAGUGUGCUUGACUGGAUUUCUGUAGUACUCUGGUGGGUUUUUUUAAAUCGUGAGCCUUUUAAAAAUGUGUUUUGUCUGUCGCUGUGCCAAAACCUACAACCAGGUGAAGCUGCCUGGAUACAAAGCACUGCCAAACUUUGUAUCCAGGCAGGACUCCAGUAUAUACUUAGCUGCAGCAUGUGUGUAAUCCCAUCCCUCUUAAGUACUCUGCUGAAUCUGGGCCAUAAAUCCAGCUUGUUUGACUUGCUUUCAUUUAUCCGUUCAUUUAUCCUCUUGUUUUGCUGUGCUGGUGCCUAAACUAAAAGAACUGGAGCCUUCCAUCACGUAUGCAACACUAGAAGGCAGUUCAGGAUGAAUCUGCUCUAGCAAUUGAGCCAUCUAAUCUUUCUCUGUGACAAUUGUUUGCAAUUCCCAUUAAGAUGAAAUUUAAGUACUCACUAGAAUGGGAGGAGCCCCUGUCCCUAAAUUACAAUGGAAAGCGAAAGCCCUUCAGUGGCUCUAGAAGAGUCUGGAGUGUUCAUUAGAAGGAGAAGUGAACAAAUGGUUUAAGGGUAAGUCACCAUGUUCAAUUGAAGGGUAAGUUUGAGGGGAAGGUCGGUAGGAGAUAUAUUAGUAGGUGGGAGGGUCUCUUUAUGCUAACUAGAGGGCAGAGAGGACUGUACUUGCUUGGCUGGUGCACUUGUAGCUUCAUGUUUAUUUAAUUCCUCAGCAUGGAUAUUGGCAAAGUCUGGUCUGCUCUGUACGACUGUGGCCAGGCUUAACAGCAUUAUUAGCCUCUAGUUCACAGAGCUCCUCCACCCACGUUUACUGUAACCACCCCAAAUGCACCUUCGUACCACUUGUUAGCCUUCCUGUGCGCAACUCUGAGCAUGUGGCCCUAGCCUGUGUUCUCUUACUGAUGCAGUGCUGGUGUAGGGGAGAGGGGCUUGCAAAGGCCGUGUGUGUCCUCCCAAUGCUACCCCUCGUUGCGCCUGAUGGCUGCUGGUGCAGAAUGCUGUCAAGCUGCCCACAGCACAGAAUCAGGCAGGCCUACAAUCAGCUAGGCUUGUUCCCAGCCCCCCAACCAGUGGUAAAGAACACAGCAAUCAUGCAAGAUACAACCCUGUGGAAACAACAGAUUGGAAUAGAUGUUCGGAGCUGGGAUCUGCCUGGGAAGGGCCCAGAGGGAUGUUAUCCUGCUAGGCAACACGAGAGGAGCCUUAAGAUUAGGCACAAAACAAGAAUAGAACUAUCAGCAAUAAUAUUAACUACCUCUGCCCCCCAUACACACCUGAUAGAACAACUGCUCAAACUGAGCUGCAAUUAUUUAAUACGACUAGGAGAAGGGCAGUAAGUACAAGCCACUCCCUUCCAUAAGGCCCUUUCCCCUUGACCUCAGGGCAGUCGCUUCCUACCAGGUCUAUUGAGCAGCUUCCUUUCGGCAUGCUGAUCUGCCCCUUGUCGUCUGUAGGGGUGGAGUAACCACGCUGCCACAGUUCUUAUCUCCUGUUCAGAUUUUACCAUGUUCUGGAUCUCGGAACGGUUCAGUAAUACAAAUAGCUCCUCGCUACUGCACUUGUUGGAUCAAAGGAAUCCCGCACAGCUACAGACAGGCUGCCAUGUCCAAAUCCGUUUGAAGCAUCGCUCCUUUCCUGGAGUGGGUUCUACGCCAGCCACACUUACUGCUUCUACUCAGCUGGAUGCUCCAGGUCUGGCUCCAGCUCUCCCACCCACCUGCAGAGUGGUCCCCGCAGUUCAGCAUGAUACACUCAGCGCGGAGAUUGCAUCAGGGGAACUCAUGAGGCAAAAAAUGGUGACCAUAUUCAGCAGGGAUAGUAUGCCAAUGUUUGGAGGCCUGGGUACAAGACCCCUGUAGCUGCUAUUUGUAUUACAGUAGUGGCUGGAUGUCCUACUGAGAUCAGGGUCCCAUUGUACAGCUCCUAACACAAACAUAGAGAGAGAUCAUUCCUGCUCAGAAGAGCUCACAGUCUGAACAGACAAGGCAGAGAAUAGGUGGGAGGGGAAAUGGAGGCCCCAGAUCAUCACAGGUUAUUUAGGUUCUCAACUUCAGUGGAAGUUAGGAACCUAAAUACCUGUGAGCAUUGCGGCAGGAGAGCUGGAAUGAUUUGGCAGCAUAUCCAGGAACAGAACUCAGAUCUCUUUACGCCCCAGUUGAGCACCCUACCCACUGGACCGCACUGUCUCUGGUCUUGGAACCUAUCCGGAUGUCCAGUCUGAUUCACAAUCACUGGGAAUUCAGAUUUCAUGUUUGCUCCAAUUUAACUGAUAUUUAAGCAUGAACUUUGUAUCGUCAUCUACACCAGUGCAAAGUAGGUAUAAAAUGCAACCAAAUGGAAUUAGCGGCUUUUAACGCCCACUUCAUGCUGGUGUAAAUGACAUGAAGACACGCAGGGCAAUGGAGAAUCCAGUCCCAUAUGUCUUUUCACCUCUCUUCAUAAGACAGUCCCUCCAACCCCUUCAUGACUCUUAAUUCCCUUCAGUCUUUCUAUGUCUCUAGGUUCUCAGAAGUGAAUGCAGUUUUCUAGGCGGUAUUUAAUCAGGGUCAUUCAGAGAGGGCUCCUCACUGGUACAAUACUAAUCAUGAGAAUCCAAGAAAACAAAAAACAAAAA